This is a messenger RNA of Mercenaria mercenaria, 2777 nucleotides long. RefSeq names its product B9 domain-containing protein 1-like. The transcript has 6 exons. Gene Ontology annotation, biological process: cilium assembly. Bases 95 to 709 code for a protein of 204 amino acids. NCBI's taxonomy places the organism in Eukaryota, Metazoa, Mollusca, Bivalvia, Venerida, Veneridae. The record is from RefSeq and is a predicted model, not a curated record. Gene Ontology annotation, cellular component: MKS complex.
GGGGUGGAGACAUUUAGUAACUUCUAGCCAAAAGAACUAAAUUUGUAAUUUUCAUGGAAUGUGAAUUUUAUGCACCGGUGUGAUGUAAACAAACAUGGCGGCAAGUUCGGUAUUUCUUGUGAUGGUUAGCGGCCAAAUUGAAUCUGCAGAGUUUCCUGAGUUUGAUGAUAUUUACUGUAGAUAUUGCUUCACAUAUGGACAAGAUUGGCUCAUAACAUCUGGCUUGGAGGAGGGAAUUACUCAAGUAACGAAGAAAAGUCAGGAUGAAAGACAACAGUUUGUAUGGAACUUCCCUCUUGAUGUCACAUUUAAAAGUACAAACCCACAUGGAUGGCCUCAGGUUGUUGUGCAUUGCUACGGUCCUGAUGUGUUUGGAACAGAGGUUGUAAGGGGAUAUGGUGUUUGUCAUAUACCAAUCACACCUGGAAGACACAAGAGAAAACUGGCCAUGUUUGUGCCGGAAUCAUCAUCAACAUUACAGAAGUUUACCUCCUGGUUCCUAGGUCGACGCCCAGAGUACAUAGACCCUCGGGUUAUUUCACAGGGAGAGGGAAGAGAAGUAACGAGAGUAAGAUCUCAAGGAUUUGUGACAGUGUCCUUCAAUGUUGUCAUGAAAGAUUUGAAGAAGCUUGGAUACGAUGUACUGCCAUCAGAUGUAUCUACUGUCAAUGUGCCAGAAAAUGUCGGCAUGGCAACAACGGAAGCGUGAUCUACACAAUUUCUCCCAUUUAAUUUAUUUGAAAUGAUCUUAAUGCAAAAUUCUGUGAUAUUGCUGAGAAACAUGAUAAAUGUUAGGUAUACAAUAGAACAGCUAUUGAAGAAACAAACAGAUUACACGUAUGUUCAGACAGAGUGCUUGUUUCAUGUCAGAUUAUUUUAAUUGAAUAUAUUCAAUAUGAUUGAUAUCAUGGGUUUAAUUGAAAAAUAAAGGUUUGAAAGAGUUUGGGUAAAUAUUUAAAGUGUUAUCAAAAGAACAAAGGCCAAAGAUAAAAGAUGUAUAGACUUAUAUUGAAUAUUGAGAUUAAUAAUCAGUAUAAUUGCAGCUUUUAUCAAGUAAUCAUUUAUUCAGAAGUAUUCAAACUGAAAUGGCAUUGUCAUAUAAUGCUACAACAAAUAGAGGCUGGUAGAUGGGGAUUUAGCAACUUCAAACUAAGCUAAUAUUUGAUUUUAUUAUGCCCACCUUCGAAGAAGGAGGGGUAUAUUGUUUUUCAGAUGUCUGGUCGGUAUGUAGACCAAUCCAUUUCCGGAUGAUAUCUCAAGAACGCUUGGGCCAAGGAUCAUGAAAAUUGAUAGGGAGGUUUGUCAUAACAAGCAGAUGAACCAUAUUGAUUUUGAGAUCAGUAGGUCAAAGAUCAAGGUCACAGUGACCCGUAAUGGAUAAAUGGUUUCUGGAUGAUAAGUCAAGAAUGCUUGGGCCUAGGAUCAUGAAAGUUGAUAGGGAGGUUGGUCAUGACCAGCAGAUGACCUCUAUUGAUUUUGAGGUCAGUAGGUCAAAGGUCAAGGUAACAGUGACCCAGAACAGUUAAAUGGUUUCCGGAUGAUAACUCAAGAAUGCUUAGGCUUAGGAUCAUGAAAGUUGAUGGGGAGGUUGAUCUUGACCAGCAGAUGACCCCUAUUGAUUUUUAGAUCAGUAGGCGGAAGAUCAAGGUCACAGUGACCCGGAACAGUUAAACUGUUUCUGGAUGAUAACUUGAGAACGCUUAGACUUAGGAUCACGAUACUUGAUAGGGAGGUUGAUCAUGGUCAGCAGAUGAUACCUAUUGAUUUUGAGGUCAGUAGGUCAAAGGUCAAGGUCACAGUGACCUGGAACAGUUAAAUGGUUUCAGAAUGAUAACUCAAGAACUCUUAGACCUAGGAUCACGAUGCUUGAUAGGGAGGUUGGCCAUGACCAGCAGAUGACCACUAUUGAUUUUGAGGUCAAUAGGUCAAAGGUCAAGGUCACAUUAACCCGAACAGUUAAAGCGUUUCCGGAAGAAUGCUUGGGUCUAGGAUCACGAGACUUAAUAGGGAGGUUGAUGAUCAUGACCAGCAGAUGACCCCUAUUGAUUUUGAGGUCAAUAGGUCAUAGGUCAAGGUCAGCAUUGACACAGAACAGUAGAACUGUUAUGCACAGUGACCAAAUGAUUUCUGUUCCUUGUGCAAUUACUGAAUGCAUCAAGGGGGCAUUUCGUGUUCUACGAGCUCUUGACGAAAAUUAAUACAUGUCUUCUAAGUUAUGCUACCCAUGUAUUGCACAAACCAAUACUAGUUUAAUUCUUAUUGUUAUAGUUGUUGGUAUAAAUUUCACUGAAAAUAUAUUCUGUGUAAAUUAAUAUCUUGUUACCAUUUUUUGGAAAAUAAGGGAUAGCUUUACUACCAUUGUGAGGCAGGUGCCAUUCAGCUUUAUUCUUCAUCAUGACAUGUAUAUGAAAUAGCAUGCAUGUCAAUGCAAAAUAAAGAAAAAAGAUUUUCAAAAGAAAUGAUAUUUGUGUUCUAAAUCUUAGAUUUUAGCUGAGUUAGAAAUUCAAACAUUGUACAUAAUAAAUGUUUGUGCAGCAACUGGAAGAAAAUCAGGAUAUUUCUUUUCAGUAGGUGAUACAGGUAAAUUCUCAUGAACUUUUGACCUUAUUAUUAUCAUGUAGGCACCAGGUAUUUACAUCUUCAAAUAAAGACAUUCUAUGUGAGACCAGUUUGUUAAGAUUCACAGAUGUUUAUGUCAUUUAGUUACUGUAUUGACCUAAGGCUAUGAUUGUAGUACAUGUAUUUUUUUAGGAAUGAAAAAUAAAUUCUUAUAUAUA